Messenger RNA from Eutrema salsugineum, 465 nucleotides. RefSeq lists its product as uncharacterized. The coding region runs from base 58 to 378 and encodes 106 amino acids. The transcript has a single exon. The record is from RefSeq and is a predicted model, not a curated record. Lineage: Eukaryota; Viridiplantae; Streptophyta; Magnoliopsida; Brassicales; Brassicaceae.
CCUUUGUUUUUUUAUAUACACAAGUUAUAUAUUUUGAAGCCAUAGAUUGGUUAAAUAAUGGAGAUCGAAUCGGUAACGUGCGAGUGUUGCGGCUUAAAGGAAGAUUGCACACAACAUUACAUUGCUAAAGUCAGAACAAACUUCGCCGGAAAAUGGCUUUGUGGGCUUUGCUCCGAGGCGGUGAGUGACGAAUUCAGCCGUAGUCUGAAGGCUACGACGGUGGAGGAAGCUGUGAACGCCCACGUGUCGUUUUGCGGCAAGUUUAAAGCUAACCCGGCAGAACUCGUAGCUGACGGCAUGAGACAGAUGCUAAGGAGGAGGUCCGGUGACUUAUCUCCGGCUAAGUCCAAGAAGUUUGGAAGAUCUAACACCACGUAAUCGUUGUAUACUCAUCCUUUUUCUCUUAGUGUUUUCUCUUAGUGUCAAUGUAUAAUAUAAUGAAAAUAUAAAAUCAGCACUUUGAGU